UUGCCUUUACUUCUUUGCUUUUUCUUUUGUUUUUUCUCUUUAUUUCCCUCUCCGUUCGUUUCAUUUAAUCUUUCCCUUAUUCUCUGGGAAUCCAAUCUUUUGUCUCACAUUCAAACUAGACUUCAAAUUUUGCUUCUUUAUUCUUCAUUCUAGAGAAUAAAGUUGGCCCGCUUCCUGGUUAAAACCCCCUUUUUUCGUUAAAUUGGUCUUGUUUAACAUAGCGAGUUUUAGGGGUUUCUGGGUUGCAGGAUGGGGGGCGAAAGAAUGGCGAAAAGAUCAUCUUUAGGGAGCUUAAUGAGGAAGAGAUUGUCUGAUAUCACCAAUACACAGUCACAGCCAAAGCCUUCAAACCAAGAGGAAAAGCCUCAACAAAUUCCUCCUGCUGCUGAAGACUACAUUAAUCAGUUAAUUAAGGAAAAGAUGACAUUGAUUGAACUCGUUGAGGAGAGAAAUAAGAUUAUUGAGCUAAGUGGAACUGAGUUGCAGAAUCUGAGAACUAGUUUGCAAAAAUUACAGCUACAGAAUUGGAACCUUGCUCAAUCCAAUAGUCAAAUAUUAGCGGAGCUUAAUUUAGGGAGAGAUCGGGUGAAAGCGCUACAACAUGAGCUUGUAUGCAAGGAUGCUUUACUUAAAGCUAAGAACCUGGAAAGAAAGGGGAAAGCGGAUAUCAACGGUCAAAAUACUGACCACGCAGCUGAGGACGAUGACAAGGCUUGUACCCGCAACAGAAGGCGCAAUGCUAGAAGUCAAUCUAUGGGCCCUUUAACCACAAGCAGAAGAAGUGGAGAUAAAGAGAAGGCUGAAAAUAAAAGGCGUUGUUUGAGACGUCGAACUGCUAGGUUUAAAUCCCAAGAGGCAGAGAAUCUAUUUGAGAUUGAUGACCUCGACUAUGUGGGCGCUCAACCUGAUACUCCGAUGCAUGAAUUAGCAGCUUCAUCUCUCAGCAUGGAAGAAGCUUGUAGUAACCCAAGAGCUGAAAACAGAAGUUCGAUCGCUGCAAGGCCAUUACCAUUACGCAAAGCAGUCGAGAAAGUGCAGUCAUACAAGGAAGUUCCACUUAAUAUCAAAAUGCGGAGAAAUGAGUGAACAUCAACAACCAACCGCUUCAUCCAUCUGAUUUAAUACUUGUAACCUAUGUAUCUAUCCCUACAAGCUGUUGUUGAUUCCAAACAUCUAGUUGACUGCAGGAUUGUAAAAGAAACAAAAUGUGGCAUUUUGAAGCAAGUUUUUGUAAUCAAUUUCUCCAAGGAUCCGACAAUCCUUUUUCACUCCA
Molecule: messenger RNA, 1273 nt
Organism: Gossypium raimondii (Peruvian cotton)
Lineage: Eukaryota; Viridiplantae; Streptophyta; Magnoliopsida; Malvales; Malvaceae
Product: SHUGOSHIN 2
Exons: 8
Coding region: 250-1086 (278 amino acids)
Biological process (GO): meiotic sister chromatid segregation; maintenance of meiotic sister chromatid cohesion
Cellular component (GO): chromosome, centromeric region; nucleus
Source: RefSeq, a predicted model, not a curated record